UUUUUAUAAUGUAAAUAUUGUAAUGAAUGAAUUAUUGGCUAUUAUUUUAAUUGUUUUAUUAUGUUGUUUUUUAUUCUUUGCUUGGCUUUUUGCUCUAGCAACAUGUCCAGAUCGAAUGGUUAAUUUAAUAAGUGGAACAAAACAAAGUUCUUCCCCUGUUUCUCGUGCCAGUGAAGAUUUAUUGGGUGCCGAUGACAAAAAAGAUUUUACCAACGAAAAUGAAAAUAAAAAUAAUUCAAAACAAGACUCCAACUCUUCCCAAACACAAAAUCGCCGUCCAAAUGCAGUAAUUAAUUCUUUAUUAGUUCGAUCACGUUCAAUACCUACAAAUCGUUCGAAUGGAUUUAUUGCUUCGAAAUUAAAUGCCGAAAUGCGCUCUAAUUCGAAAAAGUUGAGUGUUGUGCCUGAAGCUGAUGAACAAUUAACAGUUACUUCAAUUUCUCAAUGUAUGCGUCAAAAUAAUCCUCCGCGGUCCCCUGUAAGUACCAGCAAUCAACAAUCAAUUCGAGAUUCGGCUAUUAAAGUUGUUUUACUUGACAGAAACACUUCAAAUGAAAAAAAUAUUCAACAAUCAGAUAUUGAAAAUAAAAGAGGAGAACAACAAAAACAAUUUGAUAGACAUAGUGAACCACCAAAUAUUCAUAUCGUUUGA
Meloidogyne enterolobii is the source of this 652-nucleotide messenger RNA. The record is from the annotation of a GenBank genome assembly. NCBI's taxonomy places the organism in Eukaryota, Metazoa, Nematoda, Chromadorea, Rhabditida, Meloidogynidae.